UUUUUUCAUUGCCCCCGUGGCGUUGUGUUCCCAAUGUUCUCACAUUUAUUAUGCUCGGUAUUCUAUUGAACAGUUGCACGAAGAAGAAGCAGUUACCGACACCCACCCACAUACAAUCACAACCGCCGAGAUGUAGUGUUUCUCUGAACGGAGGAAUAUUGUGCAAGCAGGAUGACAGUGCGUCAACGGUACAUUCACACAUCUCUGAGGAAUCUGAGCAUGAUUGACGUGCUGUAGUGUGAGAGGAGCAAGAUUACAAGAGAAAUGUGACACUAGCAUACUUCCUCUGCUUUGCUUGGAAAUGGAUUAAUGUGAAAGUGGCUGGUAAAGAGCACCCUGCCUCUCAGAUUAUGCCCAGACGGGGGCUUCCUCUGCAGGGGCGGGCGCGCUGGCUUCUACUAGGUAUAUUUUUGAUCCUGGUGCUGCUGCUCUUUGCUUACCUCCUGGAGUGCACACCGCCUACUGAUGUGAGUCAGGUGCUGCCUGGCCUGGGAGGAGAUCCUUAUGGGAAGGAGUAUUACCAGGCCCUCCUGCAGGAGCAGGAAGAGCGACAUCUCAGCCGAGCGGCCAGCCUCAAGAGGCAGAUUGCGCAGCUCAAACAAGAACUCCAAGAGAUGAGCGAGAAACUGAGGGUACUUCAAAAAAAAAAGGAGGGCCUGGGGCCACAGAGCCUGAUCGAUGGAAGAGAUCAAGAGCCGAGUGACCUCUUGGAGUACCUACACUCGCAAAUCGACAAGGCGGAGGUGAAUACGGGAGCGAGGCUACCGAGCGAGUACGCCCUUGUGCCCUUUGAGAGCUUCACCUCCACGAAGGUGUACCAGCUGGAGAUGGGCCUGACACGCCAUCCCGAGGAGAAGCCUGUGCGGAAGGACCGGAGGGAUGAGUUGGUGGAGGUGAUAGAAGCGGGUUUGGAAAUUCUUAAUAACCCGGAAGACGAUGACGGACAGGAGGACAACAUCCCCAUGCAGCGGCAGAUGUUCACCGAAAGCCAUUUUUUUGAAGGACUCUACAGGACCGAAAGGGACAAAGGCACACUGUAUGAGCUCUACUUCGCUAAAGAGAAUUCCCACGAGUACCGUCACGUCACCCUCUUCCGUUCAUUUGGGCCUCUCAUGAAAGUGAGGAGCACGUCUGUAGACACCGCCAGCACCAUCAUUAACAUCAUAGUGCCGUUGUCAGGCCGCACUGAAGUCUUUGUUCAGUUUUUGCACAACUUCAGGGAGGUUUGUGUACAGCAGGAUAAACGAGUGCAUCUCACAGUGGUGUAUUUUGGUCAGGCGGGCUUGCAGGAGGUGAAGGCGUCUCUGAGGAAAAUGUCCAGUGAGGAGAACUUCAGUAACUACACUCUGAUCCCAGUGGAUGAGGAGUUUUCGCGGGGCCGUGGUCUUGACAUUGGAGCUCACGCAUGGGAAAAAGGGGGUGACGUGUUGAUGUUCUUCUGUGACGUUGACAUCUACUUCACACUGGAAUUUCUUAGUACCUGUCGUCUCAAUACAGCUUCAGGAAAACGUGUUUUCUAUCCGGUGGUUUUCAGUUUGUACAAUCCAGCUAUAGUUUAUGGAAAUCUUGAAUUUCCACCCCCAAUUGAGAGUCAGCUGAUUCAUAAAAAAGAUGCUGGAUUCUGGAGGGAUUUUGGAUUUGGCAUGACUUGUCAGUAUCGCUCUGACUUCCUUAGCAUUGGAGGAUUUGAUCUGGAAGUGAAAGGCUGGGGUGUAGAAGAUGUGCACUUGUACAGGAAGUACCUACGGAGUGAACAUAUUGUGAUCCGGACCCCUGUGUCGGGCCUCUUCCACCUGUGGCACGAGAAGCUGUGCGCAGACGAGCUGACCCCGGAACAGUACCGCAUGUGCAUCCAGUCCAAGGCCAUGAAUGAGGCGUCACACUCUCAUCUGGGCAUGCUUGUGUUCAGGGAGGAGAUUGAGACUCACCUUCGAAAGCAGGCCUACAAAACUCAGAGCAAACCAGCUGAAUGAAUCAACAAUGCAGCGAGGAGCACACAGCAAUGAAGAUAUGAGUCAAAAUGUUUCGUUUUCUUGUAUCAUUUGAACUGAAGUUACAUAAAAAAUGAUCUGGGAUUUUCAAAAGACUUUGACAACAAAGAAGACUAAGUGUCUGGUAUAGUUGAGAGGUACUGAAGAAAUUGUAUGGGCCUCAUUGAAGUCAACAGCUUGCAUAAAUGUUUUAUACAAAUGAUUUGCACUGUUCUGCUCAUGAUUUAUAAAUAAUUGCCAUUGAGAAGACAUGUAAAGAGCAUUCCUUUUGUUUUUUUUAUUUUGCCCUUAAUUGACAGCUAUUAGUUUCUAUUUUAUUUCUAGUGGUGUCAAAUAGAUUAAUUGUGAUUAAUCACAUCUAACGUUAAAGUUUGUAAAUAUCAUUCGUGUGUUUGCACACAAACUUUUGAUUAAUCGAUUUGACAGAACUGAUUAUUUCUGUUGAAAAUCAGUGCACUGUGAUAAAAUAGAGAUGUGUUGCUAAAAGGGACAAUCAUCCACAUGUGGAUGUAGUUCAACUUGCCAUGCUGGAUUUGUACUGUUGGUCAUGUUUCUGCUGGAACAGCAGACUUUUCCCCAAGUCUUCCAUGUCUUUGCUGUGUGAGAUAGCAUGGACCUGAUAUGCAUUUUGAUGCAUGUGUCAAACUUUUAUUUUGCACCAUGUGUGAGGACACUGGUCAGUGCUGUAGUGUUGUCUGUCAGGAGGGUAAACAGGAUCUAAAUGCUUUGGCUUCUGCAACCACUUUGAAGAUGAAUCUGCGGUAUAUACGUAGUCAAUGUUGAGGUAUUAAAAAAACUGAAUUACCUACAAUUUCUCUGACUAAUCUGUUGAGGACAUUAUGUAUUAAUUCCAUUGGCAGGUAGAUUGAAAAUAACCUUUGCUAUCUAUUAGAAAGCCUCAAAAUGACCAGGAUGUUGAAUUCCAUUGCUCAUUUUCUAAAGCAAAUAAAAGAAAUACAACAA
Pimephales promelas (fathead minnow) is the source of this 2954-nucleotide messenger RNA. RefSeq names its product chondroitin sulfate N-acetylgalactosaminyltransferase 2 (gene csgalnact2). The record is from RefSeq and is a predicted model, not a curated record. NCBI's taxonomy places the organism in Eukaryota, Metazoa, Chordata, Actinopteri, Cypriniformes, Leuciscidae. Gene Ontology annotation, molecular function: glucuronosyl-N-acetylgalactosaminyl-proteoglycan 4-beta-N-acetylgalactosaminyltransferase activity. Gene Ontology annotation, cellular component: Golgi cisterna membrane.